AUGCAAACAAAGACUGACAUCGGCGAAACUGAUUUCACAUUUCCUAACUGCCAACAAACAACUCACAGUUGCAUUCACAGUGCCAGUACAUUCAGUCAUGUUGGAUCCGAAAUGUUCCAGCUUCCUUAUCUUUCUGAUGAACCGCCUGGUCCAGUAUUUCACCUCCGAGGCUAUGGACGUAAGGAGAUUACCCGUGUCCGUAUCAGGCGUCCCAUGAAUGCCUUCAUGGUUUGGGCCAAAGAUGAGAGGAAAAGGCUAGCGGUAGCCAACCCUGAUAUCCACAACGCUGAACUCAGUAAAAUCCUUG
This is a messenger RNA of Candidula unifasciata, 307 nucleotides long. NCBI's taxonomy places the organism in Eukaryota, Metazoa, Mollusca, Gastropoda, Stylommatophora, Geomitridae. The record is from the annotation of a GenBank genome assembly.